AUGACACAGUUCCUGCCCCUGGAGCAGAGCCAGAAGGGCAUGAACCUCCACGAGUGUUGCUGUGGGCAUGAGAUAUCAACAUGGCUACAGGCCACAGCACAGACCAUGAACUUCUGCCUGGCCUUCAGUGGCAGCACAGACCAUGGACAUCAACACAGACAUGAUGUUGUGGCCUAUGUUGAAGUAUGGUCUUCCAAAGGGACAGAGAAUUACUCAAGGACAUUUGCAAAGCAACUUGAGGAUAUGGGGGCAACGGUGUCACACCUUCCUUGCGUUUUCCCAGCCCUCUUCUCGGAAUGGUGCUGUUGGGAAAUGUCCCUGUCAUUGUUCCACACAUGCGAGAUGGUGACACUUCCCACUGGGUUGGCUGAAUUUGAGUAUCAGCUACUGGUAUGCAGGAUGGCUGGAGCACUUGUUGAUGAGUCUUUGUUCCCUGCAGUGAAUACCGAUGAACAUUUACCAAACUUAAGUAGAAAAAAACACAAAUGUAUGCAACCCAAAGAUUUUAUUCUUAAAACACCAGAAAAUGACAAAAGACUUCAAAAGAAAUUUGAGAAAAUGGCUGAAGAGCUACAAAGGCAAAAGGCAGCUCUAGAUGACAACGUUCCUGUCCUCUUGUUUGAGUCCCCUCGCUCACUGGUGUACAGUUCCCCGGUGAAUGUGAUGAAGAGGAGACUGCAGGAUAUGAAGGAGAAGAGGGAGAACCUUUCCCCUACCUCCUCCCAGAUGUUGGAGCAGUCUCAGCAGAAUCCAUGUGUCAGUCUGUUUGAAACAUCCUUGAACAUUUCUCACCAACCUUUGAGUUCAGAUGAAUCCUUUGCCAGUGGUUCCCACUCAUCUUUNGGUGAUUCCUGUGGAGAUCAAGAAAGGAAACUGGGAAGAUCUGCUAAUGAGAUGACCAGGCUGACAUGCCCUUCCUCACCUGUGUUGAGGGCAAGCAGUUUUUAUGGUUCAGCAUCACCCAACCAUCUCAGGCAGCCACGUCCUCAGAAAGCUCCAGANAGUCCUUCAAAGGAGAGCAUCAACUGUCAGAAGGAUGCUACAGGUGCGGUAGAUGAUUCCGAGAGAAAGCAAGCUGCAGGUGUAUCUCAGGGGAUGCCUGAUGAGAAGCUCUGUCUGUCUCCUACGAUGUCCAUCAUAGAAGAACACCAAGUACAGUUGAGACCCAAGAAUUCUUCUGCAAAGAGAAAAAGGGCAGCGGACUUGGGUUCACCUCCAAAAGGAAAACUGAAGAAGAAGUACAAGAGAAAGUCUGCUCUGGCAAUACAGUUAUUCAAGUCCGACCAUAGCCCGCCGUCCACAAUNGGACUCAUUCCGGGAAAUCCUGACGUUGAGGCUUCUUCAUAUGAGGACUAUUUUUCCCCUGAUAAUCUCAAGGAGAGGAAUUCGGAGAGACUUCNUCCUGAGGCUCAACAACUAGCAAGCCCUUCUCUGUUCCACUGCAGAGGUCUCUCAAAGUGGGAGCGAAGAAACAUGCUGGAAAUGUGUGAUUUUACCUGCCUUGGUGAAAAGCACAGAUCCAUCAGCAGCAUUAGUGACUUAAUUUCAAAAAGUGCCUCUAGUCUUGAGAAACCUGUCAAGGAGGAAGUGAAUACAGCUUCUACCUCCUUGCUUUUGGUGGAGACCUCUGCUAUCAACAGCCCAGGGCAUUGCAGGCAGCCUGGCCCUCAGCUGAGGGAUGACACAGGCCCAGAGGGAAGCAGCCACCCUGACACCCUGUCUAGUUCUGCCCACCACAUCACACCCUUGGAAGGAAAUAGUACAGAAACCAGAGACCCAGGUGAUGGAAAAGGCUCCCCCAAAGAAGGUAGCACUCCUCCUGCAUCAGCCUCUCCCGAAGAUGAAGUGCACAUCUGUAAUCUCAGUUUGGGAGAGGAUUGUAAUGUAGAAAAGUCUGUAGAAGAAAAGGAGAACAUAGCCACAGGAUAUAGUGAAAGUAUGUUGAUGCUGGAGAGUAUAGGUGGCUCCACCAAGUACCCAGAAGGCUCCUCUGAGGAGGUUUUAUGGACUUUAGGCCAGGCAGGUGGGUUUGCAUCAGUAAGAAGUGGAGUCUCUCCUCAAGGUAGCGUUCUGCAGUACAUCACUGGAGCUGACUCCCAGUUUAAGUCCUGCUCUUUCCUGCAGCCAACGAGAACAUUGGUCAUGACAAGCAUGCCAUCUGAGCAGCAGACCCUCAUCAUCCAGGUGGUGAGCACACUGAAAGGCUUUUCAUUCUCACCCGAGGUCUGCGAGACCACCACCCACGUGCUGGUAGGGAAGUCUGUCCGUACCCUGAACGUGCUGAUGGGAAUUGCUCGCGGCUGCUGGAUUCUUUCUUACGAAUGGGUACUGUUGUCUUUAGAGUUUGGUCACUGGAUUUCUGAGGAGCCUUUUGAACUCUCCAAAACCUUCCCUGCAGCUCCGAUCUGCCGACUUGAACGCCAUUUAUCUACCCAGCAAUACCAAGGAACCCUCUUUGCUAAUCAGCCGAAGAUGUUCAUCGCNCCAGCCAGCAGCCCUCCCAGAGCCAAACUCUGUGAACUGGUACUCCUGUGUGGUGGCCAAGUCAGCCCAGCCCCUCAGCUGGCCAGCCUCAUCAUUGGUCCCUACAAGGGCAAGAAGAAAGCAAGGAUCCAGUACCUAUCAGAGAAAUGGGUCUUAGACUCCAUCACCCAACACAAGGUCUGUGACUUUAACAACUACCAACUGCUACAGUGAGACAUCUACAAUGAGGCUGCUUUCCUCAACACUCAAGAAGAACAACUCUGGAGAAAAGGAACCAGCAUACACCUUAGGGCUUGAAGUCACAUGUCAUUUUGUGUGCUAUGGUUUUUAUCUUCAGAGGGUAUGUGUUUUGUGUGUGUGUGUGUGUGUGUGUGUGUGUGUGUGUGUGUGUCUAGAGAUUAAAUCCAAGGCUUGCUAAGUAAGCACUGUACUGUUGAACUACAUCCCCAGCUUUUAUCCUUAAAACUCUUUAUGCAACUUAUUUCAGAGAAGUCUUGACCAGCACCAGUUGGGUACUUUAUACAAUACUAAUAAUGAUCAUGAUGAAAAGGUCACAGAACCUUUGUCCUUGAGAUAGUUUGUUCCCAACUAUAGAAUGGAAGUUGAUUUAAAUUGCUGUAGUCCUAAACAAUCAAACAGCUCCCUAAUGCUUCUGACUUAGACACUGAGAUCUUUAUUAGCGUGUUGUGUCUAGAUAGGAAGGACAAUCAUGCAUUAAGAUUGCAAUUAUGUCCUUUGAGAUGCCCCUCAGAACAUCUAAGGAAGACAGGUAUGAAUGUUUUAUUCACCGACCUUGCGAAUGUCUACCACUCUGCCUCUACUGACUCCCCUGAGGUUCCCUAAGGAAAGUCAGCUACUGGGGUAGAGUUCUGUCAAAGGUGUCCAACCCAUGGCCCGUGUAUCAGACUUGUUUAAGGGUACCUAGAAUGUAGCUCAUAUAAAAUUAUAAACAUAUUUAAAAGUAUUAAGAGAUUUGUGUGUGCAUAUAUCUCCCCCGAACCCUAGCGGGGUUGUAACUCAAUUGCACAGUUCUUCCGGGUGAACUCUCUAGAAGACCACGUUGUAUUGCACUGUGAAAAGGCUGGAUGUGCCAUCUUCAGGUCAGUCACUCUUCAGUGUGUCGACACGGGAGACUGGCCUGGGGCUUGCAGACCUCCUCCUGUUGGUGUCCCCAGUGUUGGGCUGUAGUCUAGUGCCACCACAUGUCAUGCUGCUCCGUCACCUAACAGACACUGAGUCCCAGUGAGCUUAAAAGCAGUGCUCAGCUCACUGUACUUUUCUGUAUUACGACUGGUUGCUCAUGUCAGCUGUUGUUUCCAUCUCAGUAAGCCUUAACGCCACUUCCAAAACCUUGUCAUUUCCGAGAUAAACAAUUAAAGCAUAUAGUUUGUGACUCUGGCAUUGGCCUUGUUCCCUGUACAAUUAAUGCUCUGAUGAUUCAUUCAUGUCAUGUGUGUCAGUACAUAAUUUCUUUUUGUUGCCAAACACUAUCCUAUGGCAUGGAUGUUCUACAGACUUGUUCCUUGCCCCAUGAGCAGAGUGCAGGUGUAAAGCCCAGUAGGAAAACAGUUGAUGAUGUCACAUUGUGUUGGGUGAUAGUUGAUGAUGUCAUGUUGUGCUGGGUGAUAGUUGAUGAUGUCAUGUUGUGCUGGGUGAUGGUUGAUGAUGUCAUGUUGUGCUGGGUGAUAGUUGAUGAUGUCAUGUUGUGCUGGGUGAUGGUUGAUGAUGUCAUGUGCUGGGUGAUGGUUGAUGAUGUCAUGUUAUGCUGGGUGAUGAUAGUUGAUGAUGUCAUGUUAUGCUGGGUGAUGAUAGUUGAUGAUGUCAUGUUGUGCUGGGUGAUGAUAGUUGAUGAUGUCAGGUUGUGCUGGGUGAUGAUAGUUGAUGAUGUCAGGUUGUGCUGGGUGAUGGUUGAUGAUGUCAGGUUGUGCUGGGUGAUGAUAGUUGAUGAUGUCAGGUUAUGCUUGGUGAUCAGCAGUCCAGGCUCUGUGAAAGGAGAGGAUCAGAUGAGGGUGAGAGAGACCCCACUCAUCACCCUCCUCAUCUUCUGUAAUCUGAGUAAUUCUGUUUCCCCUCACAAAUCCAUAGCUUGAAGCCAUCACUUGAAGCCAGAAUAAUGGUGUUUAAAAAGUGGGGUUUGGGAGACAUAAAAGAGAUGCUCAGCAAAGAGAAGCAAUAAUUUUAAUUAUUAGAAAUCAGUCUGAUGAAAUGUCAAGCNGCACUUAUAAUUAUGGAAAACACUACAAUGGAAGAAAUACUUACAAUAUGAAUUAAAACUACCAACUUAUUGUACAAUUCUAUAGUCAGCCAUGCCAAGUGUAUAUGCACCGUACAGUGACGUAAGUGAUUUAAGUAAAACAGACCACGGUUGAUUUUUAUGGUUCUUGUUAAUCUACAAUGCUUGUCCGG
This is a messenger RNA of Mus caroli (Ryukyu mouse), 4890 nucleotides long. Lineage: Eukaryota; Metazoa; Chordata; Mammalia; Rodentia; Muridae. The record is from RefSeq and is a predicted model, not a curated record.